Molecule: messenger RNA, 879 nt
Organism: Yarrowia lipolytica CLIB122
Lineage: Eukaryota; Fungi; Ascomycota; Dipodascomycetes; Dipodascales
Product: mitochondrial 54S ribosomal protein uL22m
Biological process (GO): translation
Cellular component (GO): mitochondrial large ribosomal subunit; ribosome
Molecular function (GO): structural constituent of ribosome
Source: RefSeq, a predicted model, not a curated record
AUGCUGUGGAAGAAGAUGUUUGGCAAAAGCGUGGCGCCGGCCUCCCGGCUGGUUGCCCUGCGGCCGUUCCACUCUACCGCCGCGCGAUCCAACGACUGGUUCGGCAGCAUGACAGAAAACAAGGAGUCCAUCAAGCAGGAUCUGGACAAGGCGACGGCAAACAAGAGAUCCAAGGAGGUCGAGCAGAACGCCGACGAGACCAAGGGCAAGCUGCCAUCGUUCAAAAACGACACCAAGCUGCAGGAGUACAUUGCCGAGCAAAAGGGCGAGGCGGAGGUGGGUAUUGCAAAGUACGGCACCGCCCUCAAGCAGCGGCUGUGGGACGCCUACCAGAGCCAGCACAAGGGCUACGACAAGACCAAAAAGGUGUCUGUCGACGGCCGGGAGUACCAGAUGGUGCUGUCGCCCAACGAGAUCAAGGCGUUCGAGCCCUCUGUCUACUGCAAGUCGUACCGAAUCGACGGCACCUGGAAGAAGGCCCAGCUGCUGCUGCGAAUGCUGCGUAAGAUGAACGUGCGUGAGGCCAUCACUCAGUGCCAGUUUUCUGCCAAGCGAAUGGGCCGACCCGUUGCUGAGCUGCUCCAGCGAGGAGUCAGCGCCGCCAAGGACAUGAACAUUGACCCCGAGACUCUGUACAUUGACGAGAUCUGGGUCGGCUCGGACCCCCGAAAGUUCCGGUUCGUGGACCCGAAGGGCCGAGGACGAGCCGGCAUGAAACACGCCGAGUACAUCCACAUCCGGGCUAUUCUGCGAACCCCCGUGACCCAGCAGCGAGAGGCCCGUGACAAGGAGUACAAGCGCCUGGCCAAGAAGCCCGUGUUCCAGCACGAGACCCGAAAGGUGGGAGAUGGGUACCUCAAGUCUGACUACCGAUGGUAA